GUGCAUUCUGGGUACAUUUCGCCGGAUCGCCAUUUUCAUUAACCUAGGCCGAAAUUUGCCAGCAAAAUGUCGCUUGUGAGAAACUUCACCAGACUUACAGCAGGUUUGCGAUCACAGAGACACGUUGUAAGGAUAUGUCAACCAUGUAGAAACUAUGCCGAGGAUGCAAAGGCUUCGGCACCGACGCAAAUGUCAUUCUCCUUUGGCUAUCCAGGAAAGAUGUUCUACUCAAACGCAAGUGUGAAGCAAGUGGACGUUCCAUCUGGCACUGGUAGCUUUGGUAUACUGGCUCAACAUGUACCGUCUUUAGCUGUUAUGAAGCCAGGCAUGAUCUUUGUAACAGAGGAUGAUGGUUCUAUCAACAAAUACUUUGUGAGCAGUGGUAUGAUCACAGUCAAUGAUGACUCAUCUGUCCAGAUUCUUGCAGAGAUGGCAGCUCCAGUAGAGGACCUAGAUCCACAGGCAAUCAAGGAGGGUAUGACCAAAGCACAGCAGGAGCUAGCUGCAGCAGCAACAGACCUGGCACGUGCUGAGGCACAGAUCGCUGUUGAAGUUCACGAAGCAAUGGAUACAGCCGUAAACAAGUAGAAUCUUUUGCAUCACCUGCCGAUUGUUUGUAAAAAAUUUAUGGAGCAGAAAUGAAUAGCAUAGCAGAACUCCCACUGGACCAUACCCAACAUUUGGAUUCAACCAGCCAUGGAACCUUUUAAUGAUCUGAUUACUCCUCUGAAAGAACAUUCAUAUGAUGAAUUCAGGAGAAUUUAUUUUAAAAAACACACCCCAAAAAAAAACACCUUAAUCUGGUGAAAAGGAUUUUUUUGGUGUGUGUAUCAGUUGCUGUGACUCGUAUUGUCUGUACGGAGCCAGAAGGGUGUUCACUCUGUGUUAAUGUAUGUGAGUUAUUGCCCUAAUGGCUUUAAACAGAUGACAUAGCAUGCAGAGCACAUACAGAUUGGUUAAAAACUCAACAGAGUCUGUUUGAUGUAGAACAUCAUGGUGUCUACUGCAUCAGUAUGACCCCUUAAAAAGCACUCUCUCUCUGCUACCAUUCUAAGAACAUGUUGUUCCAAAGGAAUAUGUGAUUCACCUCUGUAACAACUACAUUGUUAUUUGUUAUGUAUAUGAAAUAAAUGAAAAUGAUAUAUUAA
Messenger RNA from Strongylocentrotus purpuratus (purple sea urchin), 1148 nucleotides. It is a transcript of the gene atp5f1d, whose product is annotated as ATP synthase subunit delta, mitochondrial. The transcript is spliced from 5 exons. Gene Ontology annotation, biological process: proton motive force-driven ATP synthesis. Bases 67 to 588 code for a protein of 173 amino acids. The record is from RefSeq and is a predicted model, not a curated record. Gene Ontology annotation, molecular function: proton-transporting ATP synthase activity, rotational mechanism. Lineage: Eukaryota; Metazoa; Echinodermata; Echinoidea; Camarodonta; Strongylocentrotidae.